CAAAAUACAAAUGUUUUCACAUUUAUUUUAAAUUUUAAUAAUCAUAAACAAAUGUAUCAAAACUGGAUUUUGCCGGGUAGUAAAAUGCAGAGCACAAUAAAGGAGCUCCUAGAUGCACUAGGAUGCAAUUUAGAAGCGGACACCGUUCUCGAUUAUAUUCAAAACGAUCCGAAUUAUGGCAAUAGUAAUUUGUCUUCCAAACAAAUUAACGAAUACGCUCAACGCUUAGCAGUAAAGGCUUCAAAUUCAAAAACAUUUCUUAAAAAAUACGAAGACCUCAAACAACGAAACACUGAAAACUUGGCAGAUAUUGUGUACUUGUUUUACAAAUUGGUUUGCGAGGAAAAGAAGUCUAGGAUAUCCAAGCCUAAAGUUGCCCCAAAACCUGUCCUGAAUGACAACAAACACCAAAUUACCAAAGAAGAUGUGCCACAAAUAAAAGACAAGUUGUUAAAAGCAGUAGAUGAAAGCAAAAAGUUGGUGAUGAAGUCAUUUGAGGAGAAGGAAGCCAAGCUAAGACCCAACUGGUAUAACUCACUGGAUUUGCCAAACUGGCAAAAAGACCAUCCAGCUAUGUCGUGGGAUUUCCCUAAAGAGCAGUUUCCCCUAGUGUCUCCUUUAGCUGGAAUCCCCGUGGAAUCACAGGAGAACAUAAUUAUUGAUGAGCUAUUGUAUUUAUUUUCUGGAGUGCCAGGAAAUUAUAUAGUUAAUCUGCCGGUAAAAGAGACUUAUGAUGCUCGCAGCUUCCAAAUUGCUGAGGAUCUAGAUGAUGCUUUAAAACAGAUUGUUCGGCAGAUGUUGCCUCUUGCCUCCAAUUAUUCUAUAGUCAGGAGGUUCAUUGAGGAUUGUGACAUGUGGUCGGGAAGAGUUCUACAUGCAUUAGUGGCUGCUAUUGAGGAACUGCUUAAGGACUAUUAUACGAUGAUUGCCCAGUUAGAGACAGAGCAAAUGACAGGAAAUCUCUCACUACAAAAACUGUGGUAUUUUAUCUUGCCAACAAUGCACACAAUGCAGGUGCUAGCAGCUAUUGUGACUAGUAUUGGAAAGAGUGAACUCAGAGGUGGAGCGGUGCUAACAGUUCUUCAUGAGAAGACAAAUACUCUGGUGGGUGAUGUUCGAGCACAGGAGAUAUCGCUGUUCCUCACAGAGCGAGCUUGCCGACCAUAUCUCGACAUUUUGGACGAGUGGAUACAUAAAGGCACCAUUGUGGAUCCUUUCCAGGAGUUUAUGAUAGAGGAUAAUGAACUGAUCAAUAAGGAGGAACUACCUGUAGAUUACUCUGCUGAUUACUGGGAGAAAAGAUACAGCGUCCAGAGGGAUAGAGUACCGAAAUUCUUGGACAAAUUCACAGAUAUUAUAUUGAGAACGGGAAAAUAUUUGAAUGUUAUAAGCCAGUGCGGAAAUGCAUUAGUCAAGACUAAUACUGAAGAAAUAAAGUACUCCCUUCGAGAACAGAACUAUGGUGCUACAAUACAGAAGGCUUAUGCUUUUGCCAGCAAAUCUCUUCUGGAGUUACUAAUGAAGGAAUAUGACUUAAUGGGAAGACUCAAAUCCGUCAAAAACUAUUUCUUGAUGAGCCAAGGCGAUUUCAUUGUUCAGUUCAUGGAUGCUACAGAACAGGAGUUAUCCAAGAAAAUUGACGAUAUCAUUCCUUCCAAAUUGGAAUCUUUAUUGGGGCUUUGUUUGAGAUUGUCAGCUGCAAGCCAUGAUCCAUAUAAUGAAGACAUGAGAGUGGAAUUGCUACCGUAUGAUCUACAAUUCCAGAUGUUCAAAAUAUUAUCCAUUGAAACAGAGGAUGAAAAAGAAUAUAAGCAGAACAAGGACAUACCGCUGCGGGGUAUCGAGACGUUCUCGUUCGGCAUGGAGGUGAAGUGGCCGGUGUCGCUGGUGCUCAACCACAAGGCCAUCGCCUGCUACCAGAUGAUAUUCCGACACCUGUUCUACUGCAAACACGUCGAGCGGAUGCUCUGCAGGGUGUGGCUAUACAACAAAGUGGUGAAACGUUUCUCCGCGGCGCGACUGUACGCGGAGGCGUUCGCGCUGCGCACGCGCAUGCUGUCGUGCGUGCAGCACCUGCAGUACUACAUGUGCGUUGAGGUCAUCGAGCCCUCCUGGUGUCAGCUCAUGCAGAGUUUAGAGAAGGUGAACAACGUGGACGAGGUGUUGGAGCGGCACAGCGACUUCCUGGAGUCGUGUCUGGGCGACUGCAUGCUGACCAGCCCGCAGCUGCUGAAGGCAGUCACCACGCUCUGCCUCGUCUGCGUCCAGUUCUGCACCUUCAUGCAGGAAAUGCACAAGUACUCCGUGGACGCUGAGCUAAACUGUAUGCUCGGGCCGACGUAUGACUGUACAGACUAUGACGAGAACAUCACGAGCGCGGGCAACACAGUGAGCGGCGGGUCGUCGGACUCGUUCGGGCGCUCGGUGUCGCGCUACGGCCUGCGGUUCACCGCUGCGCUGCUCUCCGUCCUCGCCAUCAUAGACAGGAUGGCCAGGGAUAACAACACCAACAAACUACUCAACAUCUCUGCCAGGCUAAACUUCAACACAUACUACGUGAAGCAGCUGGAAAAGUUCUGCACCGACGACAAACUCCUGGAGGCGGACAAGAAGGCGGCGUCGUCCUAGCACAGACGCCGGCGCGAGCCGCUUGUCACCAGUGUGUAAACCACACACUGACAAAUAUGUACUAUCAGACAAGUUGAUUCUAGGCAGAUGGCGGACC
Messenger RNA from Aricia agestis (brown argus), 2725 nucleotides. Its product is annotated as gamma-tubulin complex component 2-like. The record is from RefSeq and is a predicted model, not a curated record. Gene Ontology annotation, biological process: cytoplasmic microtubule organization; meiotic cell cycle; microtubule nucleation. Lineage: Eukaryota; Metazoa; Arthropoda; Insecta; Lepidoptera; Lycaenidae. Gene Ontology annotation, cellular component: gamma-tubulin small complex; centrosome; equatorial microtubule organizing center. Gene Ontology annotation, molecular function: gamma-tubulin binding; microtubule minus-end binding. Bases 52 to 2628 code for a protein of 858 amino acids. The transcript is spliced from 17 exons.